Messenger RNA from Zygotorulaspora mrakii, 978 nucleotides. It is a transcript of the gene SAM4, whose product is annotated as S-adenosylmethionine-homocysteine S-methyltransferase SAM4. The record is from RefSeq and is a predicted model, not a curated record. The transcript has a single exon. Lineage: Eukaryota; Fungi; Ascomycota; Saccharomycetes; Saccharomycetales; Saccharomycetaceae. The coding region runs from base 1 to 978 and encodes 325 amino acids.
AUGGUACGUAUUCCAUUGAAACAAUUGUUAGUGGAGAACCCUCAAAAGGUAUUGGUCCUUGAUGGUGGUCAGGGCACAGAGCUGGAAAACAGGGGUAUCAAAGUCGCCAAUCCUGUUUGGUCAACAAUUCCAUUCAUCAACGAAUCGUUUUGGUCGGAUGAGUCAUCGGAUCACAGAAGGAUUGUCAAAGAAAUGUACAAUGACUUCAUGAGGUCGGGAGCAGAAAUCCUGAUGACCAUUACUUAUCAAACAAGCUUCAAAUCUGUUUCUGAGAAUACACCUAUCAAAACAAUGGAAGCGUAUGAUAGACUUCUCUCCCGAAUUGUUGAUUUCUCCCGGCAAUGCAUUGGGGAUAGAAACUAUUUGAUCGGCUGUAUUGGUCCCUGGGGUGCGCACGUUUGUUGCGAAUUUACCGGAAAUUAUGGUCCACGUCCGGAGAAUAUUGACUAUUAUCAAUAUUUCAAGCCGCAAUUGGAUAAUUUCAACACAAACGACAAUUUAGACUUGAUUGGAUUCGAAACUAUUCCCAACAUACACGAAAUAAAGGCUAUUCUUUCUUGGGAUGAAGCUGUACUUUCAAAGCCCUUUUAUAUUGGUUUAUCUGUUCACGAACAUGGUACUUUAAGAGAUGGCACAACAAUGAAAGAAGUUGCACAAAUGAUUGAAGAUUUGGGCGAUAAAAUUAAUCCCAACUUUUUGCUUCUAGGUAUCAACUGCGUCAGCUUUAACUCCUCACCAGAUAUUUUGAGCACAUUGCAUGAACAUUUGCCAGAUUUUCCCCUGCUAGCAUAUCCAAACAGUGGUGAGAUUUAUGAUACUGAGAAAAAGAUUUGGUUGUCAAACACAGAUAAGCUGAAUAGCUGGGAUACAGUAGUUAGAAGAUACAUCAAUAGUGGAGCUCGUAUCAUUGGUGGUUGUUGUAGAACAACACCUAAAGACAUUGAAGAGGUCGCCGCAGCUGUUAGGAGGUACACUUAA